ACACAGCUGCUGUUAACGCAGAGGCUUCGCAGUUCACCAUGCCUGCGCUGUCGCCGACCAUGACCUCGGGCGGAAUUGCCCACUGGGAGAAGAAGGAGGGUAAGUGUCGUUUUGAUCCACCGCGCUUGAGCAGAAACGGGUCCUGGCAAUCUGCCCGGCAGUCACAAAGCUCCCCAACAUGAAGGCGUGGUGCUUGUGGAAAUUAUCCAUACAGCUCGUGCGCUGCUUUGCGCCGUUGCAGGAUAGCAGGUGUCCCUUGUGCGCACAAUUUUUUCCACGAGAAAACGUGCCAGAACGUGCGCACUUACUCACAGGCUUUAUUGGUAUAUAGGCGAAUCUUUCUCGGCUGGCGAUCUCCUGCUGCAGAUCGAGACGGAUAAGGCGCAGAUGGACGUCGAGGCUCAGGACGAUGGAGUUCUGGUCAAGAUCCUGGCGCCGGAGGGCACACAGAACGUCAGCGUCAACCAGCCGAUUGCCAUUAUUGCCGAGGAGGGCGACGACAUCGGAAGCAUUGAUAUUGCUGCGCCUACAUCCGAGAACCACUCGACUGAUAACUCGGCCCAUGACCAGCUGUCACCGGCUGUUUCGUUUGCCAUCCACGCCAACCACAUCUCUAACGUUGCUGAUAUCCCUGGAUCUGGACCCAAGGGCCGCAUUCUGAAGGGCGACGUCCUGAGCUUCCUGAAGUCUGGCAAGGCUGUUAUCAACAAGGACGCCGUAUCACACACUGCCCCUGCUGCUGCCCCUGCCACCGCGGCUGCCGCUCCAGCCAAGAAGGCUAGUCCAGCUCCUUCGGCCGAUGCCGAGACUGCGUUCCUGGUGAGGUCCUUGGAAUCUUCGGUCCUGCGCCAUCUGGCGGAGCUCGAGCUCGCCAAGAAGACCACCUCUGUGCAGAUCCCGGCUGAGAAACUGGCCAAGCUUACAAAGGCUAACAAGUCGCUGAGCGAGUCCGUGUUCGCGCUGCGUGCUGCUGCGCUCGCCCUGCACCAGGUACCUCUGGGCAAGACCAGCACCGUUGGCGUUGCUGUUGAUGGCUCCAAGGCGCCGACUGUUGUCGAGAUUGCUAAUGCGGCGACGCUCAGCGUGCUUGAUCUGGCUGCUGCGAUCAAGGAGGCGGCCAAGUCUGGUAAGGCUGCGGAGCAGACCCCCGCAGUCAUCCUAGCUACUGAGGGCCAGUACACACCCCAGACGCUGCCGGCCGGAGCCACAGUUCUGGUUGUCGGCAAGCCGUAUGCCGCUGUGUCGACCGCCGACGCUGGCGCCGUGCUUGAUAGCGCCUUGAACGAGCUGAUUAGCGGAUCUGCCAGCGCUGGCAAGGCGGCCAAGCCAACAGCACUGAUUAAUGUCAGCAUCAUUGGCGACUCGCCUGCCGCUGGUGCGUUCGCCGGCAAGAUCAAGGGAUUCCUUAGCAACCCGGAGCUGCUCACCUUCUAGACG
Molecule: messenger RNA, 1437 nt
Organism: Linderina pennispora
Lineage: Eukaryota; Fungi; Kickxellomycota; Kickxellomycetes; Kickxellales; Kickxellaceae
Exons: 3
Coding region: 388-1434 (348 amino acids)
Biological process (GO): pyruvate decarboxylation to acetyl-CoA
Cellular component (GO): pyruvate dehydrogenase complex
Molecular function (GO): dihydrolipoyllysine-residue acetyltransferase activity
Source: RefSeq, a predicted model, not a curated record